This is a messenger RNA of Cylas formicarius (sweet potato weevil), 1849 nucleotides long. Its product is annotated as broad-complex core protein isoforms 1/2/3/4/5-like. Lineage: Eukaryota; Metazoa; Arthropoda; Insecta; Coleoptera; Brentidae. Gene Ontology annotation, biological process: regulation of transcription by RNA polymerase II. The record is from RefSeq and is a predicted model, not a curated record. The transcript has 9 exons. Gene Ontology annotation, molecular function: protein binding. Gene Ontology annotation, cellular component: nucleus. Bases 215 to 1669 code for a protein of 484 amino acids.
AGGCUGUCUCGCUCUCUGACGUUCGCGCUCGCAUUUUUUUUUUCGCGAUCGCAGUAGUCCGCGACCGAAUUUUUAAUCCGAUUCGUCCAGUCGGUGGAUCUACGAGAGUGCCGCCGCGGUGCGUGUGUGUGAUUGGAAAAAUAUGGAUUUGGCCCGCAGAAACGGAUGAGUUCGGUCCGAUUCUGAGGUGAAAAAACGAUAGCAACAGAAAGCGAUGGUUGACACGCAGCACUUUUGCCUCCGCUGGAAUAACUACCAGAGCAGCAUUACGUCCGCAUUCGAGAAUUUACGCGACGAUGAAGACUUCGUGGAUGUGACAUUGGCGUGCGAUGGAAAAAGCCUCAAAGCACACAGAGUUGUGUUGUCUGCGUGCAGCCCCUACUUUAGAGAAUUACUUAAGUCUACUCCAUGUAAGCACCCUGUGAUAGUACUGCAAGACGUUGCGUGGACCGACUUGCACGCCCUGGUGGAGUUCAUUUACCACGGCGAAGUAAACGUGCACCAGAGGUCGCUGUCCUCGUUUCUGAAAACCGCGGAGGUUCUGAGAGUGAGCGGCCUCACUCAGCAACAUGGCGACGGCAGAGAACAGUUGGCUCAAGUUCAAAGUCUGAUUCGAUCUCAGCAGCAGGCGGCGCAGCAGCAGGCUGCGGCUACGCAGCAGCCCUCCGCCCCGAUCUCGAACCACCACGCGCACCAUCAGACCUCCUACACUGAGAAACUGGUAGAGGAAGCGCUGUUUACGUCGCCGUCUUCACCGCCGCACGGAGCCACUGUCAAUCAGUUGCUGCGACGCGCUGCGAUGCAGUAUAAAAGAGAAAGACGCCACAUCUUGCUGGACCCCGAAAGCGAACAUAAAAGGGCCCGGGCGGCGGUGGCAGCAGCCGCUGAGCACAUAAUCGGCAACAACAACAAUAACGAACUCAAUCACUUGUCGCCACACGCGCAGCCACCUCAGACGCAGCCCGCCGAUUUUUCGCCCACCGCCAUGAAAAACAAUAACGCGCUCAAUUUGAACAUGAAGACGGAAAUUGCCGAAGGAAAUGGCAUAAGCAGCACAGAUCGGGAAAAUUCGCCAUGUUCGCCGUCCCCCAAUCUACAGCAUACGCGUUGCAACAAUGACAGUAACGAGAACAACGUCAAGUCGGAACCCAUGGAGCUACUUUGCAGCACGAAUCAACCGGAUGAAAACAGUAACGAUUCGGGCGAGGCGACGACAACAGACAAUGGCGCUAACAAUCUACCUCACGGGCCUCAUUCUGGCAGUUCGCUGGGUGAACACGACGACCACGACAGCCCCAUCGGGCCGUAUCUCUCGGAAAGCAAACUCUUCGCCACCGCAGCGGGUACCUUUAAUUUCAGCAUGGCGGCGCUGGCGGCCGACCCUUCCGCCCUUGGAAGCUUCAACCAAAUACACCAGGGGGGCGAGGCGCCAGCCGGGACAUCGCAAGGGGUAGCGUCCAAGAAGGUGUUCACGUGUCAGCUGUGCGGUAAGGUGCUCUGCUCGAAGGCAUCCCUCAAGCGGCACAUCGCGGACAAACACGCGGAACGCCAAGAAGAGUACCGGUGUGUCAUAUGCGAGCGCGUCUACUGCUCUAGGAACUCGCUCAUGACGCACAUCUACACGUAUCACAAGUCCCGUCCGGGGGACAUCGACAUUAAGUUCUUUUAGCCGGACCACCAUCGCAGAUCGAGACGAAACGGCGACGUUAAUGUCCCAGGCCCCGUACGCAUGCCACCCCCGACGUCGGGCGGGAUCAACGAGCCCCAGGAAUGCCCAUACUGCCGUCGCACUUUCAGCUGUUACUACAGCCUGAAGAGGCACUUUCAGGAUAAACACGAACAAUCGGAC